This is a messenger RNA of Nyctereutes procyonoides (raccoon dog), 4991 nucleotides long. It is a transcript of the gene PABIR1, whose product is annotated as PP2A Aalpha (PPP2R1A) and B55A (PPP2R2A) interacting phosphatase regulator 1. The record is from RefSeq and is a predicted model, not a curated record. Bases 123 to 986 code for a protein of 287 amino acids. NCBI's taxonomy places the organism in Eukaryota, Metazoa, Chordata, Mammalia, Carnivora, Canidae. Gene Ontology annotation, biological process: mitotic G2/M transition checkpoint. Gene Ontology annotation, molecular function: protein serine/threonine phosphatase inhibitor activity. Gene Ontology annotation, cellular component: nucleus; cytoplasm. The transcript has a single exon.
ACGAGCCCGCUGACAGAUUGGCGGCGGCGGCGGCGGCGGCGGCGGCGGUGGCCCUGGCCCUGGACCGCGGGGAAUGGGAAUCCCAGGUCUCUGAGCGCCGCCCCCGCCUCCCUGCCCCCGACAUGGCUCAGGAGAAGAUGGAGCUAGACCUGGAGUUGCCUCCGGGUGCUGGCGGGAGCCCGGCGGAGGGCGGCGGCAGCGGCGCGGGCGGGGGCCUCCGGAGGUCUAACAGCGCCCCCCUGAUCCACGGCCUCAGUGACACUUCGCCGGUGUUCCAGGCCGAGGCGCCGAGCGCCCGGCGGAACAGCACGACGUUCCCGAACCGCCACGGCCUGCUGCUGCCGGCCUCCCCGGUCCGCAUGCACAGCAGCCGCUUGCACCAGAUCAAGCAGGAGGAGGGCAUGGACCUCAUCAACCGAGAGACCGUCCACGAGCGCGAGGUGCAGAACGCCAUGCAGAUAAGCCACUCCUGGGAGGAAAGUUUCAGCCUGAGUGACAACGACGCCGAGAAGUCCGCCUCCCCGAAGCGCAUCGAUUUCAUCCCGGUGUCACCAGCGCCCUCACCCACCCGGGGGAUCGGGAAGCAGUGCUUCUCACCAUCCUUGCAAAGUUUUGUGAGUAGCAAUGGAUUGCCUCCGAGCCCUAUUCCCAGCCCAACGACUCGGUUUACUACCCGGAGAAGCCAGAGUCCCAUCAAUUGCAUUAGACCAAGUGUUCUUGGACCACUGAAAAGAAAAUGUGAAAUGGAAACUGAGUAUCAGCCAAAGAGGUUUUUCCAGGGCAUCACCAACAUGCUUUCUUCUGACGUUGCACAGCUGUCAGAUCCUGGCGUGUGUGUAUCGUCUGAUACCCUUGACGGAAACAGCAGCAGCGCCGGAUCUUCUUGUAACUCACCAGCGAAAGUCAGCACUACCACCGACUCUCCUGUGUCGCCUGCCCAAGCGGCCUCUCCAUUUAUUCCAGUAGAUGAACUUUCAUCUAAGUGAUUCACCCUCCCAUCCCGAGACUCGUUGUUUUCUGUUUUUGUUUUUUUUUGCAAUGGAGAGAAAAAUCAAGUUGGAGCAAGCACUGAACUUUGUCAAUUAAUUUGAGGCUAUUUCCUAUUCGACCCUUUCCUCUUUUUUUUUUUUUUUUUUUUAAUUUCCUGAGAUGUUGUUACUCUAGAGAACUUAUGUCAGGUUCCUGCGGGUGCCCUUGAAUUCAGUGUAGUGAUAUUUUCAGACGUUUUCCAAUAAGUGUGUUGAAGCAUACGUCUUUAUGCUGCUAAUAUGUUUAAAUACAUAUGUUAUCCCUUGAUUUUUUAAAAUAAUCGAGAGCUCUAUUUAUUUAUGGGAUUAUUAAGUUCUGAUGCAAAUAUAAAUGUUGAAUUAAUCAGUAUAGUAAACUGAUGUUUUAAAAUUCCAUAUUUCAUGCCCACACUAAUUUUUAAUGUUAUUUUUCCAGUGGUUGCUAAUUUCUAUUUGAUGGAGGAUAACCUAGUUACUUACAGCGGUUUUUAAAAAUAUGUUAGUUAUAACAUAGUGAUCCAGUGGUCAUCUAUUUUACCCAGGAAUCCUCGGAUAUUUAAUUUUCUGGGUACACAAGUGGCUGCAAGGGGGGAAUGAUAAAAACAAAAUAUAAAAGUUUGCAACAAGUCUUUUUAAAUUAACUAUAUAAAAGUAAACAAACGCAUUUUCUAAAGAAGUUUUAAUAGUAAUUCUAAUAAGUCAUGCCAAUAUAACUACAGAAAAGUUUAAAAAUUUUUUCUAGACCAGAAAGUGCAUUCUCUUGGGUAUAAUCCUGAAGGGACAUGGGACAGUGCCUUGCAGUCUUAGCCCACUGUACAUAGGCUGAGACCAGGUCCUUUGUACCACUGAAAACUUAAAAGUUUCUCAGAUGUAGAGAAUGUGGGAAGCCCUGUUGAACUUCACCAGAGCACCCAGGCAGAUAAAAAUCUCUCAAUCAUUGAUAUGCUUUAAAAUAUCCAAUUGUGCCUCAGUGAAAAUCCCUGCCAACAAGGAGCCAGAGCAACUUUUGGCUGCUUUUCUGCUCUGCCCAUCUGUUACCUUCCUGGUUUUCCCUGGCUCAGGAAGGAAGCGGCUGUUUCCUUGCCAACAGGUCCUUCCUCUCCACCUCCCACCAAACUAGGGCAUCAUCGGUUAGACAGAGGUACAGUGUGACUUGGAUUUCCGACAGUGAGCAACAACAGAACUGUGGAAUUGUUGCAGGAACCUGUGUAGUUAAAGCCACAGCUGGAUUUGACUGCCUUGGGGAUGCCAGUUGAUUAAGGGUCAGUGACUUGCAAGAGAAAAAAAAAAAAUCAGUGGAGAGUCACAUAGGUAAAUCGUUAUUUAACUUAGAUUUUGUUAAAGGUAGAAUUGUGAAAUGUUCUUUUCUUUGCCUUUUACAACUAAGACAAAAUAUGAAAAUAUUUAAUAACAAAUGUUUUUAUAUUAUACCUUCCUAUAUCUUCCUUUACUAGAUAGAUAGAAAGAAUGGCAGACAAAAAAAGGGGAAGAAAUAAAAGAGACCAAGACAAAAAGCUCCGGCUUUCUUUAAGUAACUGCCUACAGAGACUUUAACAAUUAUGUGGAAUUUUUUUACAACUACGAGAAUAAAUGGAACUAGUCAACUUUUGAAAGUUGCCUUAAGAGUUCAAUGAAACUAUGUUGAGGGUAAGAUUGUGUCCACAGGCUUAAAAUUCUCUGUUCUGGGUAAUAGUUCAUGUGUGCCAGUCCUGACCUUGUUCCUCCAGUUCAAACCUGUAUGUCCAACUUCCUGUUGGGUACCUUGAUCUGCUUCCAGACGUACUGUAACCUCAGCAUCUCCAAAACAAAAGUUAGUAGCUUUUCAUCGAACCUGUUCUUGAGUUACCUAAAUUGAUGUGCUCGCUGAUUUUCUAAACGAGAAACCAUAGAAAGCGUUUUUGACUUUCCCUUUUUCCCUGUCACAUCCAGCGUGAUCACUCAGUCCCGUCUACUGAAGUGAACCUGAGACCUCUCCCCUUCACUGCUUCUGUUGCCUCUGAUUCAGCUUAGGUUCCAGCCUAAGUGAUUUCCCACCUCCCCUCUGGCCUGGUCUUCACCCCACCUCUAAAGUGAUCUUUCUGAAAUAUAAACUUGAUUUCCCCCCCCCCUCCCGCUUGAAAACUCGAUGUGCAUCCUCAUUUCCCACGGUGUAGGGAAUGCUUUCUGUAACCUGGCAUAUAAUACUGUCCUUCGUGAACUGGGCAUAUUGUAAAACAGCUUCACAGCCCUGCUCAUCCUACCCCGACACACAUCCUUCCUUCUUACUCUGCAAACACUAGACUACUUGAUAUUCUUUAAAUAUGCCAUGUACUUUCAUGUGUUUGUGCCUUUGGAUGGAUUGUUCUUUUCCCCUAAAAUGCCAUUCCUGUCCUUUUCAGCCAGGCAAGUGCUUUGUUUCUUUUUUUAUUGCAUGUUAAUUUAACUAUGAAAGAAUGUAUACCUGCUGAUUAUAAAAGUAUUUAAACAAUGCAGAUACCUAUAUAGUAAAAAAUGCAAGUCUGCCUUUUACUAUGUAAAAUUCAUCUUCCCUUCCCGUUGCUAAUUUCUGUUAAUUCAAGAUAUACUGUAUAAGAUGUUUUACCCCUCAUUUUCAUGUAUAUAUGUAUAUAAAUUCAGGAACCACCACACCCUUGACAUCUCUCUUCCUUUUCUUUCCUCCGAAUCUUCUCCAAGUCUUAGUGAUUUUCUCUUCCAGAAUCUAUUACUUUGUUUUCAUCUCUGUUGCCACCCCAACCCAGGCUACCAUUCAUUUCCCUCCGAGACUUCUAGCGUAAUUCCCACCUCUCCCUCUCACACUGUCUCUGGUAGGCUGUCCAUUCAUUCUCCAUACAGCAGCUAAAGUAAUCCUCUUAAAAUUGCAUAUCUGAUCUUCCAUCGCCCAGCUUAAGGCUUUUCAUUUGCUUCCUGUUAUGUUUGUGGUAUACCAAAAUACUAAUUCUGGCCCGGGAGGCCCUGGGGGAUCUGACCCUUGCCCCUCCUUCUUGUUUUCUGUACCCCACCCUCACUGGCUUGCUUCCUUCUCAUUAAAUACAUCAUCUUCUCUCCCAUAUUAGAUCCUCUUACCAGAUCAUUUUCUCUGAAGGUACAGGGAAACCUUCACAUCCAUAAGCUUAUUUUUCUAUAUAGGUGGUAAAUUUUAAAUCAGGUGAGGCUCUAAGAGUUUAUGUAGACCAUUUACAUUGUCAUAUUAUUGUUCAUAAACUUAGUCAUUACUUUGUAGACUGUAAGGGCUUAGGUCACGUGAGAACUAUCCUUCAAAAAACAUUUGUAAGAUAUGAGUAUUGAUAAGCUAUAAACUCUGCUGAAAGUCCCAGUGCACAUAUCAACAUUUAGUUAAAGUACAGUCUGUUCUAUAUAACAAAGCUCUGUGGUAUAUUUUCCUUUAUUGUGUCUGUUAUAAACACCAUGAAAAUGGAAAAAAAUGGUCACCAAAUCUGCGACUGCUGGACAUCAGAACCUUUAAGUGUACUUAAAAGAUUGAUUGUAAUCAAGAAUAACCUGUAUCAGGAUGCCUUCCAGUAAUUCAGGUUUAUUAGGUUAGUUCAGCUGGUCAUACACCUAUAGAAGAGACCACUCUUAAAUAUUUGGCAGUAAGAUGGGGAAAGUGACCAGGCUUAUGAGGGAAACAGGACUAAGAUUUUUUUUUUUCUUACGGCCACAUUUAUAGAGGAGUACAAAAAGUUUGAAGGUCCAAGAGAGAGGUGGAAGAUGGGAAUCAUUGCCAGAACAACAAACCAAGGAAGGUGAUGUAAACUACAUUUCCAGGGUAGCAUCAGCGUAUAGAAGAAGGAGUCAGGGGAUACCUGGGUGGCUCAGUGGUUGAGUGUCUGCCUUUGACUCAGGUCAUGGCUCGGGGUCCUGGGAUCAAGUUCCGCAUCAGGCUCCCCAGUGGAGCCUGCUUCUCCCUCUGCCUCUCUCCACGUGUCUCUCAUGAAUAAAUAAAUCUAAAAAAAAAAAAAAAAAAAAGAAAGAAAGAAAGAAAAA